UGAAGUUGUCAAAAAUCGAACGAACGAGCGAGAGGGUUGAUGAAAGAAAUCGCGAAAUUGCGUGAUUUUCCGUGGAUUUCCGUGUUUUUUACGUGAUUUAAUAACUUCUCGUGAAUAUAACCGACAACUAGGAUGGAAGAGUACGCUCGGGAACCUUGCCCAUAUCGGAUUGUAGAUGAUUGCGGGGGUGCCUUUGCGAUGGGGUGCAUCGGCGGAGGUGUGUUCCAGGCCAUUAAAGGAUUCCGCAAUGCUCCGUCGGGGUUCAAUCGACGCUUGCUCGGAAGCUUGACCGCGAUCAAAAGUCGAUCACCGAUUAUUGCUGGCAAUUUUGCGGUAUGGGGUGGAAUGUUCAGUACUAUCGAUUGCACUCUCGUUCACUUCCGGAAAAAAGAGGAUCCAUGGAACUCGAUCAUCAGCGGUGCUGCCACGGGUGGGAUUCUGGCGGCGCGUAACGGAGUACCGGCAAUGGUUGGCAGUGCAGUGAUUGGUGGUGUUUUGCUGGCCUUGAUCGAAGGUGUGGGUAUCAUGUUUACGCGCAUAUCCGCCGAACAGUUCCGUAACCCUGCACCUCCUACGGACGAUCCUUCGGCGCUGGGUGACCCAGGACAGCAGCAACAAAUGUCUUCAGCCCCUUCGGCAUUUGCGUUUGGUCAACCUAGUCAAAAUAAUUACCAAUGAAGAUCAGUGACAAAGUAAUACGAAUCAAACUUGUGAGCCGUGUUCGCCGUAGGGAAUUGGGAUUGACAUAGAUAUCCUUCACGGCUUUAUGUACAUUUUAUGAUAAAUUUAGUUUGGUGGCUAAGUCUACAACAUAUGAAAUGGUCGUUAUACCUGCUGUGAAGAAAUGUUUUGUCGAACACAACAAAGCAAUUGUUAUUAUGUGGCUGAUCGUGUCGACUAUCCGAUGAUCGUGCAGGAUGUUUAGUGUAAGACCGUUAACCGUAUAAUUAACGCGUAAUUUGUGGGACAUGCUUUAGAGGACACCUAGCAAGCGGCGCAGCCAAUCAUCUCACAAAUCAUCAGAAACAGACGGUACUCGUCGCAUGAGUUGCUUUCCUGUGAUUUUUUUAUUUGAAAGUGUCGUCCAGACGACCACUCUCUGUACUGAUGAAAUUCUGAGUUGGAUGUUAAAUGCAUAGAUGGACUCUUGUGUCACCAACGGAACGGAACCUUUGGUUGCUUCAUGAACUAAUGGUCCAUUACAAUAGUAGUCUCCUUUUUGAAGGUUUGUGUCUUUUUUUGUAAAUAUAUCUCAGUCAUAAGAUACAAUUGACACAAAACUAGACAGCCUACAAUUUCUCAAACAGCGGAUUAACAAUUAUAUGGAUCAGUGUAAGGGCUUCAUACGGAAACGUAUUGGCUGUUUUCGGUUAGAAAAGUAAAUACAUUGGAUUGCGAAAUACAGCGAGUAAAAAGAGAAAACAAUAAAACAGAUCUAUUGCACUAUCAUGUA
Anopheles darlingi is the source of this 1453-nucleotide messenger RNA. RefSeq names its product mitochondrial import inner membrane translocase subunit Tim17-A-like. Gene Ontology annotation, biological process: protein import into mitochondrial matrix. Gene Ontology annotation, molecular function: transmembrane protein transporter activity. Bases 133 to 678 code for a protein of 181 amino acids. The record is from RefSeq and is a predicted model, not a curated record. Lineage: Eukaryota; Metazoa; Arthropoda; Insecta; Diptera; Culicidae. The transcript has 3 exons. Gene Ontology annotation, cellular component: mitochondrial inner membrane; TIM23 mitochondrial import inner membrane translocase complex.